GGCGGUCAGCUGACCGGGAGCGGCGCAGGAGCGGGGCCAUGACCACGGCGCUGACCCAGGGGCUGGAGCGGAUCCCGGACCAGUUGGGCUACCUGGUCAUCAGCGACGGGGCCGUGCUGGCGUCGGCCGGCGACCUGGAGAACGACGAGCACACGGCCGCGGUGCUCUCGGAGCUGGUGGCCACGGCCUGCGGGCUGCGGCUGCAGCGCGGCCACGACCCCCCCUUCAAGCGCCUCUCGGUGGUCUUCGGCGAACACUCCCUCCUCGUCACCGUGUCCGGGCAGAAGCUCUUCGUGGUGAAGCGCCAGAACCACGUCCAGGAGCCCGUCACCGUGUGACCGCGGGGGACGCCGGCCCCGGGGGGGACAGGGACGGUCCCCCCCCACCCCGUUCCCCCCACCCCGUCCCCCACAUCUCCGCUGUCCCCAAGACCCUGCGGUGACCCACCCCGACCCCCAGCCACGUCCCUGCUGUCCUCGGCCCCCCCCCCGGGGUGUCCCCCGAGCCCCGUGGUGACGCCCACUCGUGUCUCCGGCCCACUCGCUUCCCGGGUGACCCCCCCCAGCUCCCCCCAGCAGAACAGUCCCGUCCCCCCCCCCCCCAACGCCCCACGCGUCCCCGGGCCCGGCGGUGCCACGUUGUCCCGCCGUUGAGGCAGUAAAUUGCGUCCUGGUCACCUCCCCGCCCCGUGGCAGCGUGGGUUUUUUGGGGUGUGUGUGGGGGUCCUUUUGGGGGGUGGGGGGUGCACAUGGCUCCCCUCAGAGCAGGGGACACGGUGAUGUGGGUCCACGGGACAUGGGUCCGCAGGACACAGUGAUGUGGGUCCACGGGACACGGGUCCACGGGACACGGUGAUGUGGGUCCACAGGACGUGGGUCCACGGGACACAGUGAUGUGGGUCCACGGGACGUGGGUCCACUGGACACAGUGAUGUGGGUCCACAGGACAUGGGUCCACGGGACAUGGGUCCGCAGGACACAGUGAUGUGGGUCCACAGGACACGGGUCCACGGGACACGGUGAUGUGGGUCCACGGGACAUGGGUCCACAGGACGUGGGUCCACGGGACACAGUGAUGUGGGUCCAUGGGACAUGGGUCCACGGGACAUGGGUCCGCAGGACACAGUGAUGUGGGUCCACGGGACACGGUGACGUGGGUCCACGGGACAUGGGUCCACAGGACGUGGGUCCACGGGACACAGUGAUGUGGGUCCACAGGACACGGGUCCACUGGACACAGUGAUGUGGGUCCACGGGACAUGGGUCCACAGGACGUGGGUCCACGGGACACAGUGAUGUGGGUCCACAGGACACGGGUCCACGGGACACGGUGACGUGGGUCCACGGGACACAGUGAUGUGGGUCCACAGUGACACGGGACAGGGUGACACCAGGCAUCACGAAGGGGGUCCUGCUUCCCCACCCCCCACCCCCCCUUGCCCCUCGCUGGGGCCCCAGCCGAAGCCGCCAGCGUUGUGUCCCCCCCCCAACCCCCCGUGUCCCCCCCCCCGGGUGCCACAGACCCGUCCCCACGGCCACGGCCGGGGCCGCCGGCGCUUUUAUUCGCGCGCGCACACGCGUGUACACGCGGCAGCCAGCGCGGAGACGAAUAAAUAACACGGAAAUAAA
This is a messenger RNA of Rhea pennata, 1628 nucleotides long. RefSeq names its product late endosomal/lysosomal adaptor, MAPK and MTOR activator 4 (gene LAMTOR4). Gene Ontology annotation, cellular component: Ragulator complex; lysosome. Gene Ontology annotation, molecular function: guanyl-nucleotide exchange factor activity. Gene Ontology annotation, biological process: cellular response to amino acid stimulus; positive regulation of TOR signaling. The coding region runs from base 39 to 338 and encodes 99 amino acids. The record is from RefSeq and is a predicted model, not a curated record. Lineage: Eukaryota; Metazoa; Chordata; Aves; Rheiformes; Rheidae. The transcript is spliced from 4 exons.